Messenger RNA from Westerdykella ornata, 2158 nucleotides. Its product is annotated as general amino-acid permease-like protein GAP1. The transcript is spliced from 3 exons. Gene Ontology annotation, biological process: amino acid transmembrane transport. NCBI's taxonomy places the organism in Eukaryota, Fungi, Ascomycota, Dothideomycetes, Pleosporales, Sporormiaceae. Gene Ontology annotation, cellular component: membrane. Gene Ontology annotation, molecular function: amino acid transmembrane transporter activity. Bases 188 to 1984 code for a protein of 598 amino acids. The record is from RefSeq and is a predicted model, not a curated record.
AGACGACACCCUCUCGAACCCAAAGACUCACGAACGACGUAGCCUUACUUUCCAGCACUUUGGAAUUGCAGCGACGCCCGCGCCCCGCAUAAUUUCGCAGUGACUCGUCAAGGAACGACCGAACGAACUGACUUUGAUUCGGUCACCGUGAAGCUCUGUUCGUGCGCGCCCCGCGCUUACCAUCAACAUGGCGGUCGAAGACUUCGACAUGGACGAGUACGGGGCGGAGAAGAACUUUGGCCGCGGGUCGCAUGCAAGUUCGGCGGGGUAUUAUGGAGAGACGUCGAUUCACAGAGACACGCUCGGAAGGAGGGUGCUGGAAAGCUUCAAAAGAGAUCCGCAUCAGAAUAUGACGCCGAAGGGGUCACUGGGCGCGGAUGGGAAGGUGUUCGAUGUUGAGACCGCGGCACAGAACACGGCGUCAUCGCCGCUGGCACGGCGGUUGAAGGGCCGACAUUUGCAGAUGAUAGCGAUAGGGGGUUCAAUAGGAACUGGUCUCUUCGUUGCAUCCGGUCAAGCGCUGGCAAACGGUGGACCCGGAAGUCUCGUGAUAUCCUACUGUCUGGUGGGCAUCAUGAUGUACUGCACAGUGCACGCUCUGGGCGAGAUGGCCGUCCUUUUCCCCGUCGCAGGAUCCUUCUCCGCAUACUCAACACGGUUUAUAGAUCCGGCGUGGGGCUUUGCUAUGGGUUGGAACUAUGCGUUGCAAUGGCUGGUCGUGUUACCUUUGGAAAUUGUUGCCGCGACCUUCACCAUCGAGUACUGGACACAUGAUAAGGGUCUAUCCAACAAUGGCUUUGUAGCCAUGUUUUUGAUCCUCAUCAUCAUCAUCAAUCUUUUCGGCGUCAGGGGCUAUGGCGAAGCCGAGUUCAUACUGGCCAUCAUCAAAAUCACCGCCAUCAUCGGCUUCAUCAUCCUGGGCGUCAUCAUCAACGUAGGAGGUGGACCCAAUGGAGGGUACAUCGGCGGCAAGUACUGGACUGAUCCGGGAGCCUUCAAUCACGGCUUCAAAGGCCUCUGCAGCACCUUCGUCAACGCCGCCUUUGCUUUCUCCGGUACCGAACUCAUUGGGCUCGCAGCCGCCGAAACUGCCAACCCUCGCAAAUCGCUCCCUACCGCCGUGAAGCAAGUCUUCUGGCGCAUCACCCUCUUCUACAUUGUCUCCCUCACCCUAAUUGGAGUCCUUGUCCCAUACACGGACCCCAUGCUUCUCGCCUCAGGAACCGAGGGUGCCUAUACCGUCGCCUCGCCCUUCGUCAUCGCCAUCAAAAAUGCCGGCAUCGAGGGUCUCCCCUCCGUUUUCAACGCAGUGAUCAUGCUCGCCGUCCUCAGCGUCGGCAACUCGGCCGUGUACGGCUCCAGCCGCACCCUCGCCGCCCUGGCCGAACAAAACCAGGCCCCUCGCUUCCUAGCAUACAUCGACCGACAAGGCCGACCCCUCGCUGCCAUCGCCGUCGCCUCGACACUCGGGCUCCUUGCGUUCCUCGCCGGCGGUCCCAGGGAUAGACAAGAAGAGGCUUUCACGUGGAUGCUAGCACUGUCUUCCCUCAGUGCGGUAUUCACCUGGGCCAGCAUCUGCUUCGCCCACAUCCGCUUCCGCAAAGGCUGGAAACUGCAAGGCCACUCCCUCUCCGAACUCGCCUUCCGCUCUCAACCGGGCCUCCUGGGCUCCUACGUCGGCUUCACCUUCAAUAUCGUCGUCCUCGUGGCGCAGUUCUGGGUUGCCUGCGCGCCCAUCGGGUACCGCGAGAUGACGACCGCGGAGAUUGUCAGAUAUUUCUUCAGCAUCUACCUUGCGUUGCCCGUCACGGGGACGUUUUACAUCGUGUACAAGAUUUGGUUCCGCACCAAGUGGGUGCGGAGUUACAAUAUGGAUCUGCAUACGGGGAUCCGGGAGUUGAAUGUGCAGCAGUUGAUUGAGGAGGAGAGGGAGGAGAGGAGGGCGUGGCCGGCUUGGAAGAAGGUGUAUAAGUUUUUCUGCUGAACAUUUUUCUUUUCUUUUCUAUACUUAUCGCGGUAAACUUGGCGUCUUCAUUGGGAAGGGGAUAUCUUAUGUCCUAUUGUGUAUUGUGCGGUUGGGGAAGCGAGUUGCGUUUUGCAGAUAUUUAUGUCUCUGCUUUAUACCUUUGUUUUCUGGCGAGCGGGUAUAUUGGGUUUG